AUGGACUAUUCACUGGAGAAUCAUAAGGCUUACAUCGGAAAGCACGUCUCAGAGCUUCCUACACCAUCCCUGGUUGUCAAUCUGCCUGUUCUCAAGACGAAUGUGGAGACGUUACAUCGCGAUGUUGAGAAGCUCGGCAUUGGCUUCAGACCUCAUGUCAAGACUUUGAAGUCUCUUGAGGUGACAAGGUUAAUGAUGGCGGAUGGGAAAUACAGAGGAAUCAUUGCCUCCACCAUCCCUGAGAUCCAAGGUGCUUUACCCCUGGUGAACGAGGGCAUCUUGGAAGAGUGUCUGUACGGCCUACCUGUCUAUCCUGGUAUCCUGCCAAGGUUGAUUGAGUUGCGAAAAUCACUACGUAUCAUGCUCAUGGUCGACAAUGAGCAACAGGUUGAUUUUCUCGAAGAGUCGGCUUCAAGCAAGCAGCCCUGGGAUGUCUUUAUCAAGCUCGAUGUGGGAUCGCGCCGAGCAGGCGUUGAGGCCAACAGUGCGGCACUGAACAGCUUGGUAGAGCGCGCACAGAAGUCGCCUGCCAUUAGUAUCUACGGAUUCUACUGUCACGCGGGGCAUUCGUAUGGAGGUCGAUCGCGAGACGAGGCCGAGAAGACGCUCAACAUAGAAGUGUCGAGCGUCUUAGCCGCGGCUAAGCUUCUGCCCUCUGAUCGCCAGCUUGUCAUCUCCGUCGGCAGCACACCAACAGCGCAUGUCGUCGAAAGCCUCAAGGCAUCGAUGCCAGAGAACAUCAAGCUGGAGCUCCACGCAGGCAACUUCCCUUGCAACGAUCUCCAGCAAGUGUCAACUGGCCUUGUGACUGAGACACAGCAAUCCGUGUCUGUAGCCGCUGAAGUAUGUAGCGUGUACCCGGAGAGGAACGAAGCGCUCGUCAACGCAGGUGUGAUCGCGCUGUCGCGUGAGGCCAGCGCUUUCAGCGGAUUCGGCCGAGUGGUGGGCAGUCCGGCGUGGGGUGUGGCCCGAUUGUCGCAGGAGCAUGGGAUCCUUGGGACGAGCGAGGGACGAAAGGUCGAUGAGGAUUUCAAGGUCGGACGAAAGGUUCAGCUGUGGUGCAAUCACGCUUGUAUAGCCGCGGCUGCGUUUUACGUGUAUUAUGUUGUUGAUGAGCAGGGCAUUGUGAGGGACACAUGGAUUCCUUGGAAGGGGUGGUAG
Fusarium proliferatum ET1 is the source of this 1161-nucleotide messenger RNA. RefSeq lists its product as uncharacterized. The record is from RefSeq and is a predicted model, not a curated record. The transcript is spliced from 3 exons. Gene Ontology annotation, molecular function: D-serine ammonia-lyase activity. Gene Ontology annotation, biological process: D-serine catabolic process. Bases 1 to 1161 code for a protein of 386 amino acids. Lineage: Eukaryota; Fungi; Ascomycota; Sordariomycetes; Hypocreales; Nectriaceae.